AUGCAGCCGCUCCUGCUCCCACUCCUGCUGGCCUUCUUCCUGCCCUCCAGGGCAGAGACAGGGGAGAUCAUCGGGGGACAUGAGGCCGAACCCCACUCCCGCCCCUACAUGGCCUAUCUUCAGUUCUAUCAAGGGAAACCGAAGUUCUGCGGAGGUUUCCUGAUACGAAAAGACUUCGUGCUGACAGCCGCUCACUGUAGGGGAAGCUCCAUGAACGUUACCCUGGGAGCACACAACAUCCGCAGGAGGGAGGAGACCCAGCAGGUCAUCCGUGUGAGAAGAGCCAUUCCGCACCCAGACUUUGAUCCUAACACCUUGGCCAAUGACAUCAUGCUGCUGGAGGGAGACUCGGGCGGCCCUCUGGUGUGUGACGAUGUGGCCCAGGGCAUUGUGUCCCAUGGAAAGAGGAAUGGGAAACCUCCACAAGUCUUCACCAGAGUCGCAAGUUUCCUACCUUGGAUACACGAAACCAUGAGAAGCUUCCAACUGCAGGAAGCAGACUAA
Otolemur garnettii (small-eared galago) is the source of this 504-nucleotide messenger RNA. RefSeq names its product cathepsin G-like. The coding region runs from base 1 to 504 and encodes 167 amino acids. Gene Ontology annotation, biological process: proteolysis. Gene Ontology annotation, cellular component: cytoplasm; intracellular membrane-bounded organelle. Gene Ontology annotation, molecular function: serine-type endopeptidase activity. NCBI's taxonomy places the organism in Eukaryota, Metazoa, Chordata, Mammalia, Primates, Galagidae. The transcript has 4 exons. The record is from RefSeq and is a predicted model, not a curated record.